Molecule: messenger RNA, 276 nt
Organism: Lactuca saligna
Lineage: Eukaryota; Viridiplantae; Streptophyta; Magnoliopsida; Asterales; Asteraceae
Source: the annotation of a GenBank genome assembly
AUGUUACGCAUUCUGCUCCUCCGGUUUUGUCCCGCCACUAAACCGACUAAGGCCAUCGUCCCGACCUCCGAUCCAGAAACCGUGUUCGACAUCAAAUACUUCUCUCGUGGUCAGCGCUGUAACCGCCCGCCCAUCCGCCACACCAUGCUGAAGAAAGAUGACACUGUUAAAGCGAUGAAAGAGAAGUCGUUUGAUGUUGCUGAUUUAACUAUGGCUUAUUUGACAACUACAGUUGAAGAAGACUACAAUGCUUGUGGCAGAGGUUAUUGCAAGUAA